Molecule: messenger RNA, 2372 nt
Organism: Zerene cesonia (dogface butterfly)
Lineage: Eukaryota; Metazoa; Arthropoda; Insecta; Lepidoptera; Pieridae
Exons: 3
Coding region: 221-2272 (683 amino acids)
Molecular function (GO): nucleic acid binding
Source: RefSeq, a predicted model, not a curated record
UGUCAACUGUCAAGAGGUGUGCAAACUGCAAAGUGUGUCCAUAAAUAUAAAUAAAAACGCAAUUAAAAACUUCAUUUGUGCGAGAAUAAUAUAUUUUGAUAUAUAUUUUAAUUGAUUUCCAGUUUAAACUUUCAACACUGUUCUGUUUUUGGGCAGUCCCUUGCAUGGAGUUGGGAUAUUUAUAUAAUUUUCAGUGAUUGUACCAUAGAUUACAAUACAUAUGGAUUCUAAAAUGUUCACAAGAAGGUCUCACAAUGGAAAUCAACGGCCCUCUUCUAUAUCGUUAAUGGCUCGAAGCGAUUAUGGUAACUUCUUUACCAAGUCGGGUACGGAAGAUGAAAAAUGUAAAGAAACAGAAACCACUAGUCCCGCCACGCAACCUGAUGAUGAUGUAGUGUCAAGAGAUAGUCUCUAUCAAGAGGGGAAAACAGCAAAUGAUUGUCAAAAUGGGAAUGAAAACCAGAACCAAAUAGAAAAGCAGUUAAAUAAUGCAUUACAGAAACCAGUGGAUAUGGGACCGGGACAUAGCAUGCUACAACGCAUGGGCUGGACAGGCGGUGGCCUCGGCAGAACUGGCGACGGUAUCGUCGAACCAAUAGCACCGAACGCAUCAUAUGUAAGUGGGCAGACUAGGAAUUACGGCACUGGUAACCUGAGCGGCUCCGCAAAACGUAGAUUUAGACAAAUGGUCCAAGCCAACAUCCCCCCGGAGAAAGCUAUACAUUUGUGUCGAAAAUCUUUGAGGGAGUUGCAGGAAGAAAUAAAGAAAAUCGAUCAAGAGAACACCGGGGAAAAUAGCUCCAGAGUACCGCAAUAUGGGCUUCAAAAUGGCCCGUAUAAUCCUAAUUCUUGGGAAAAUUGGGGCCUCCAAGAAUAUGGCCCCCAUCUCUCGUUACAGAUUCUGCAAAAUAUACAAAAUAGUUAUACAAAUCCACUUAAACCAGACACAAUAAAUAUCGCUGAUAGAUCUAUAUCUCAAAGGAGAGAGGAACCGGUCAAGCGUCCGAUACAAGUGGGCAUUUACAACUAUAGGAUGAUGAACGAAGUGCAAAGAAACACGCUGCAUCGCGCUUUGAAUCAGGCAAUUGUUAAGCUCGGCGCGAAGGGCGUUGGUCCAAGGUUUCUGAGCCUCGAUCACAAGCCGGGUUGGGUGCAAGUGGUCUGCGAAGACGAACUAAGUAGGGACUGGCUUUUUGACGAAGUGCCCAAGUUGCAGCCGUGGCCCGAUGCUAUACUCCACGUGCGCAAUGAGAAAGUCCUCGAAGAGUGCGUGGUUGUAUAUAUACCGCAGUACGAAGCACAAUCUAUAGACGAAGCUAUAAAACUACUGGCGGUACAAAACGAGGGUUUAAAUACGGAAUCGUGGCACGUAAUAAAAUCAAGGACUAUCGGAAAUGGUCUAGCAGUCGCAUUCUCUAUAGAUGCCAGAUCGCUUGAAACGUUGAAGAAAAACAAUCUCAAAGCUGUGCUUGGGUUUAAGACGAUUCAAUUCAAAGUCAGCGAUAAUGUCGAUCCGUUCUCGAUAUCGUUGGAAAGCUGUUUCGAUGUGGAUGGAGCGCAUGAAUCUUCAGGCGGUCAUAAUGUUGGGGCUAGUCGUUCUUUCGAACCAGAGAUGCAAAUGUAUGAAAGAAGGCCUGCAUUACGAGAACAAACCGAGCCCCAUAUGCCCUUAGAGCACGAUGAAAGUAGACCUUUUCGGGGUCCUGUUGCAUCCCUAGAACACGAAACUAGGCCAUAUUACCAGGAUUCACCCCUCGAUCGUGAUCGUCCUGAACCCUAUUCCACAGGUUUUUUCCAAGCCCCUGUGUACGAUGAAACAUAUUCUCGUGAUUAUUUUGAACCCCGACACUCGCUUGAACGUUACUCUCGUGGCUAUGAAAGCUCAGAGCGUUAUUACCCUGACGCCUUCCAUCGGGAUUCUUAUGAUAGUCCAGAUUGCGAUCGGAAUGACAUUUAUUCUAGAAGAUUCCAUGAAAUACCAGUAUGGGAUCAUAUACAGCCCUUUACAGAUUCUGAUAUAACCCGCGAAGGAUUUAGAGACCGAAGUCUAUCUCCUGGAAAUUAUUAUGAUAAUUAUGAUUAUAAUUACGGUCGACGGCCCUUUUCUCAUCCCAAUAGAAGCAUAUUUCGUAAAAAACAAAGCUUUCGAGGUCGAUCGAGGUCGUCUAGAAAUCAUUAUGAGGAUGCACCUCGUUCGGGAACAUUAAAGCGGCGCGAACAGCGCAAACGGACCGGGCUGUCUGGCCGGGGAUCGUUCAGAAACAAAAAAUAGUUAGGUUAUAGGAGUUCUAUAUUUUCGAUAAUGUGUGAUGAUUGAUUGUCUUUAUGUUUGUUGCGAGUAAAUCGCUAAAUGAAUAAAUGAUGAAAACUUA